AUGCUGCAUCAACCAGGUUCCAAAUUGGUACCAAGCGCAUUGUGCAAUAGCUUGUCGAUGCAUCCGGUCCUCGCACCACCUCAAAGGCAGAGGACGCCGUCACAACCACUACUCGAGAAUUUGUUCGACUGGCACUCGACAUUGCUGACCGAGCCGAUCCAAAGCGUGCUCCCCCUGAGGAUAUCACGAGUAUCAUCAUCAUCAUCCUUGAAGACGUCAUUCAAGGUCGCCGAGAGUAUGGCGACUGGAACGAGAGUAGAACGGAUAUCAAGAACGAGGAGUACUUGCACAAGACACAAACGCACGAGCACUUCAAGUCAUCGAGGUCUUACGCAAUGUGCUUGGUUCUCAAAAGAAAGGCUAUCGAGAACAGCAAGCAGGUACGAAAGAAAAGCGAGAGCCGCAUCCGUGGGGCAAAGGGACGAGUAUCGCACCGAUCCACAGCUCUCGAGAACAUCUACAGCGGCUUGGACGUCGAAGAGCCGUCCUUUCAGGGUCGGAAUGAGACCAUGGCAGACAUCAAGCCGAGUCGAACGGUCAAACCGCCACCAGUAAUCCUCCAAUACGAAUUGGAGACUUCCGAAGACGAAGCAGACUUCGCAUUGUGGGCGUUUCUUUCAGAUUGCCAGAACAUCCGUCUACACCUCCAAAAAGUCUGGCAGGACUUCAAGGAGAAGAAACUGAGUCUUUCGGCUGCUGCCCAGGUUACCGAGGUGGCUUUCAGGAUCAUCAACCGUACUUCGGCAGCGUUCAUCCAGGACCAUCCGAACUUUGCAAGUUUCGAUCAUGUCGCAAAGCAUUUGGAUCUCGCAGUGGACAUGAAGGGUGAGACUAUCGAGCGCGCAAGCUUCAAUCAGGUACGAUUCCACCGAACCAAUGGCCAUUCAUCAACAACGGGAGAGCCUUCUGGCCCUUCUGUCACAAUUUGACUCCCAAAAUACCAGCUAACUUUAUGACAGGUGGGUUUCAAAGAUCCUGGUGACAAUUCUCAAGCAAAUGCAUCCCACAUCCUCUGCGUGCCCGCAUAUGCCUGUCUUUCAGCGGUUCGCUACAGCAUGUGCUCGCCAGAAGUGGACGCGGAUGUCUACACGCAGGAUCGCGCUGUCAACCAUGCCAAAGAAAGUCACCCAUUGAUGAUGGCUUUCCCUCUCAUGGCGAUGCUUGCGAACCUGUGCCAUGAGGAAGUCAAUGAGACUCUUCGAACAGGCUAUGUUUUCGACACCUUCACGCUCACGGUUCACAUGGCCAUUGGGCGUCCAAAUAGCCUGCCUAUUGGAGCAGUCGUCUGCACUCAAGCUUACAUGGACAUCAUCGAUGCUGUUGGGGCUUCGCAGCUGCCCUCAAAAUCCCUGGCAGCCAUGAAGAAUUAA
This is a messenger RNA of Lecanosticta acicola, 1370 nucleotides long. NCBI's taxonomy places the organism in Eukaryota, Fungi, Ascomycota, Dothideomycetes, Mycosphaerellales, Mycosphaerellaceae. The record is from the annotation of a GenBank genome assembly.